ACAUGGCUGCUUUGCCAGUGUCAAGAUCUGGAAGUACAUCAUUGGCUGACUUGCUUCAGGAGCACCAGGAAAACAGUGCUAGCCACUGUUAUUCUUUGGCUGAUCUUUACACCCAGUCAACAGCAGGUCUCACUGAUAUGAAAUUAGGAACCUCACCAUUAUCACAACUAGUAAGUCAACCCCAAACUUCAGGUGGGAUGCCAGAGCUAACAGGAUCUUUGUCUUCUUUAGCCCUCUCUAAAGUGUCUCCACUAAAGGAGGUUGAGAAUUUAUCACUCUUGGAUUUAAUAGCGGAGACUAUUGAAAUAGAUAAAACUCAGCAAAGGACAGACUUCCCCAUGCUCAGUGCAACUGAAUUGAAGCCCUCUAAAAGAACCAGCAUUGAUUUAAGUGUCCUUGUGAAAAAUGCAGAUGUAUCUGCAGAACAAAAUGUGGAAGGACGAUCAAAUAUCUUAAGCCCCGCAACUAAACUUUUAAAAGAAAAGCAAGGAAAAUGUUCUAGUUUUGCCAAAACAAAUAAAAAACCCAGGAGAGGGCUUAAUCCUAAGACGCAGGAUUUGUCGCUUUCCUGGAUGAAGGCGCUGCGUGCAAGACCUUCAGCUUUUGCUUUAACCUUGUGUCUCCGUUAUCCUCCCAAAGGUUAUAAGCGGCAUGCAAUUGGUAUACAUAAAGCUUUCUUAUACAGUAGACAAGUACAAGAUGUAAAACCCAGGGAAACUGCUCCUGUAAUUGCCAUAACACCAUUUGACUUCAAAUCAGCGUCUCCUGAUGAUAUUGUGAAAGCUAACCAAAAAAAAGCUUUUACAAGAGAGUAG
This is a messenger RNA of Opisthocomus hoazin, 815 nucleotides long. Lineage: Eukaryota; Metazoa; Chordata; Aves; Opisthocomiformes; Opisthocomidae. The record is from RefSeq and is a predicted model, not a curated record.